AUGCCAGAGCAUGUUUAUGCCGUGGCCUACGAGGAAGCACAGCUGCUAUGCGCCCUACGGGAUCAAAUUCCGCAAACGGACGGUGUGCGGCCUUCCAUCACCAUCGCCACGUGCAAUGAGCUUGUGCAGGAGGCGCAACUUACCCUUACAGAGCCGGCGCGGGCCAAGGUCAUGGACUACGUGGAGCGUUUGUCCCAGCAAGCGGUGCAUGAUGGCCUGACACAGCUGCCUCCACCGACCUUCCUCCGGCCACGUGGCGAGGCCGAGGCCAUCGCCCAGGUGGCGCGUGCCUUACCCUUUGAGACUGACCCCCGGGAGGUGGCCUCCGGAAUCUACCUCGCAGCGAGUCGCAUCUUCAAUAUCCUGAUUCAUGCCAUCCUGCCGCAGCACCAGUGGACGUCGCUCAGUGUGAGUCUGAACAACCAUACUGAGCCACACUACGAUGCGCACAAUGCCACAAAUGCAAGUUUGUUGAUUGGCCUCUCCCAUCAUGACAGAGGGCAGCUCUGGAAACAAGACAACGCCGGUGACGUGGUCAUGGAAUCCGAAGGAACUCGCUACUGGGGGAUACGGUACCCUACGGCGGGACGAGCAAUCCUGUUCGACAGCAAGCGACUUCUUCACGGCACCCUGCCAUGGAUGGGGGAUCGGUAUAUUCUCAUAGCGUACACAGUGGGUUCCCGAUCGACCACCAAAGCCGAGCACAUCGAAUACCUGCAGUCUGCGGGAUAUCGCCUGCAGGACACUUGGGAUGCGUGGAGGCCCACGGAGGGAAAAGGCCAGACUAAGCUGGGCCGCUUCUUCGGGAGCCAGUCGGACGCACCGGGACAGACGCGACCAUCUUCCUCCAAUGAGGAGCCACCAGCCAACGUCGAUGCCAUGCUUAGGGAGCAAUCGCUCGCCUACAUUAGUGAGCCUGCAGCCAGCACCGGUGAAAUGGUGCGUCUUGCUCUGCCUGGGAGUGCCGUCACACGUGUGCAAGCUGCCCCACUCAGGUCAUGCUUUCCUCUGCUAUGGCCUCUGGAUCUAUGGGUGCUGCUGGAGCUGAUCAUCCUGGCGACCGCAACGGCGAUGAUCACGGCCCGCCUUCGAGAACUGGCAAAGGUAAGCACGGAGUGCAUGCAGUGCGCCCUGGCCGCACCUGUCAGGUGCCUGGAUGCUCGAGGGUAUAUAUCAAGACACAGCAUCGCCAAUGCUGCAGCCUUUGCUCAGUUGGGGGUCACACGCCACGGUGUGAUCACGAUCAUCAGGCUUAUAUUCGACGUAGUCAGCGAGCUCGCCGUCGGGAACAACGUGGUGUGCUUGCUGUCUGCGAGCUGGCAUCUUGCCAGAGAGUAUCAGGCCUGGGCCAUGUGA
Symbiodinium sp. CCMP2592 is the source of this 1356-nucleotide messenger RNA. NCBI's taxonomy places the organism in Eukaryota, Dinophyceae, Suessiales, Symbiodiniaceae. The record is from the annotation of a GenBank genome assembly.